UUGCAGGCUCCCACAUUGACUUGGAUCUCCCCAAACUCUGUGGUCUCACCUGGAGAAGUCCUUCAGCUCACAUGUACCACACCCGGCCCAACGUGCAUCUCUGUAGACUUCAGUUUGUAUAAAACUGGGACAUCAAUAAUGACACAAACUGCAGAUUCUACAACAACAUUUACUCUGACUGUAGAUGCCUCACAUCAGGGCCAGUACACCUGUGUCUAUUCAUACAGGGAAAGUACCUCCAUAUCAUCCAGGAGCAACUCCAUUAACAUCACUGUAGUAAACUUACAGCAGCCCAACAUCUCCUUCACUGCCACUGGUGGAUGGUUCCACUGGGGGCCUAACGGACCAGAAGUGACUAUUGGCUACGGAUUCUCCGUCAUUUGCUCCAUUAAAGCUCAGUAUCCAGGAGGUUCCUUUCACUUGGCGAUCAGCGGAUCCAACAUCACCAGGACUCAGUCAGCUGUUAAUCACUCAGCUGUCUUCCUUUUUCCUAAGGCAGAUUGUGUCCAUCAGGGAAACUACAACUGUACUUAUGAAGUUAACGUGUCUUCACGUACCUUUACUUCCACCAAACUGCUGGCCAUCACUGUGAAAGGCUGUAAUGAGAUCAGAGUGGUGAAUGGGCCGAGGAGCUGUUGCGGUCGAGUGGAGAUCCAGCACAGAGCCCAGUGGGGAACAGUGUGUGAUGAUGAUUGGGACUUAAAGGAUGCAGAGGUGGUGUGUAGACAGCUUGGAUGUGGUAAAGCCGUCAGCGCUCCUCAAAGUGCCCACUUUGGCGAGGGAAGUGAACCAACCUGGCUGGAUAAUGUGCAGUGUAAUGGAACUGAGAGCUACACAGAUCAGUGCUCACACAAUGGAUUUGGAAUAGAGAACUGUGGACAUGGUGAAGAUGCUGGAGUUGUGUGCUCAAACUUGCAGGCUCCCACAUUGACUUGGAUCUCCCCAAACUCUGUGGUCUCACCUGGAGAAGUCCUUCAGCUCACAUGUACCACACCCGGCCCAACGUGCAUCUCUGUAGACUUCAGUUUGUAUAAAACUGGGACAUCAAUAAUGACACAAACUGCAGAUUCUACAACAACAUUUACUCUGACUGUAGAUGCCUCACAUCAGGGCCAGUACACCUGUGUCUAUUCAUACAGGGAAAGUACCUCCAUAUCAUCCAGGAGCAACUCCAUUAACAUCACUGUAGUAAACUUACAGCAGCCCAACAUCUCCUUCACUGCCACUGGUGGAUGGUUCCACUGGGGGCCUAACGGACCAGAAGUGACUAUUGGCUACGGAUUCUCCGUCAUUUGCUCCAUUAAAGCUCAGUAUCCAGGAGGUUCCUUUCACUUGGCGAUCAGCGGAUCCAACAUCACCAGGACUCAGUCAGCUGUUAAUCACUCAGCUGUCUUCCUUUUUCCUAAGGCAGAUUGUGUCCAUCAGGGAAACUACAACUGUACUUAUGAAGUUAACGUGUCUUCACGUACCUUUACUUCCACCAAACUGCUGGCCAUCACUGUGAAAGGCUGUAAUGAGAUCAGAGUGGUGAAUGGGCCGAGGAGCUGUUGCGGUCGAGUGGAGAUCCAGCACAGAGCCCAGUGGGGAACAGUGUGUGAUGAUGACUGGGACUUAAAGGAUGCAGAGGUGGUGUGUAGACAGCUUGGAUGUGGUAAAGCCGUCAGCGCUCCUCAAAGUGCCCACUUUGGCGAGGGAAGUGAACCAACCUGGCUGGAUAAUGUGCAGUGUAAUGGAACUGAGAGCUACAUAGAUCAGUGCUCACACAAUGGAUUUGGAAUAGAGAACUGUGGACAUGGUGAAGAUGCUGGAGUUGUGUGCUCAAACUUGCAGGCUCCCACAUUGACUUGGAUCUCCCCAAACUCUGUGGUCUCACCUGGAGAAGUCCUUCAGCUCACAUGUACCACACCCGGCCCAACGUGCAUCUCUGUAGACUUCAGUUUGUAUAAAACUGGGACAUCAAUAAUGACACAAACUGCAGAUUCUACAACAACAUUUACUCUGACUGUAGAUGCCUCACAUCAGGGCCAGUACACCUGUGUCUAUUCAUACAGGGAAAGUACCUCCAUAUCAUCCAGGAGCAACUCCAUUAACAUCACUGUAGUAAACUUACAGCAGCCCAACAUCUCCUUCACUGCCACUGGUGGAUGGUUCCACUGGGGGCCUAACGGACCAGAAGUGACUAUUGGCUACGGAUUCUCCGUCAUUUGCUCCAUUAAAGCUCAGUAUCCAGGAGGUUCCUUUCACUUGGCGAUCAGCGGAUCCAACAUCACCAGGACUCAGUCAGCUGUUAAUCACUCAGCUGUCUUCCUUUUUCCUAAGGCAGAUUGUGUCCAUCAGGGAAACUACAACUGUACUUAUGAAGUUAACGUGUCUUCACGUACCUUUACUUCCACCAAACUGCUGGCCAUCACUGUGAAAGGCUGUAAUGAGAUCAGAGUGGUGAAUGGGCCGAGGAGCUGUUGCGGUCGAGUGGAGAUCCAGCACAGAGCCCAGUGGGGAACAGUGUGUGAUGAUGACUGGGACUUAAAGGAUGCAGAGGUGGUGUGUAGACAGCUUGGAUGUGGUAAAGCCGUCAGCGCUCCUCAAAGUGCCCACUUUGGCGAGGGAAGUGAACCAACCUGGCUGGAUAAUGUGCAGUGUAAUGGAACUGAGAGCUACAUAGAUCAGUGCUCACACAAUGGAUUUGGAAUAGAGAACUGUGGACAUGGUGAAGAUGCUGGAGUUGUGUGCUCAAGCUGUAAUGAGAUCAGAGUGGUGAAUGGGCCGAGGAGCUGUUGCGGUCGAGUGGAGAUCCAGCACAGAGCCCAGUGGGGAACAGUGUGUGAUGAUGACUGGGACUUAAAGGAUGCAGAGGUGGUGUGUAGACAGCUUGGAUGUGGUAAAGCCGUCAGCGCUCCUCAAAGUGCCCACUUUGGCGAGGGAAGUGAACCAACCUGGCUGGAUAAUGUGCAGUGUAAUGGAACUGAGAGCUACAUAGAUCAGUGCUCACACAAUGGAUUUGGAAUAGAGAACUGUGGACAUGGUGAAGAUGCUGGAGUUGUGUGCUCAAACUUGCAGGCUCCCACAUUGACUUGGAUCUCCCCAAACUCUGUGGUCUCACCUGGAGAAGUCCUUCAGCUCACAUGUACCACACCCGGCCCAACGUGCAUCUCUGUAGACUUCAGUUUGUAUAAAACUGGGACAUCAAUAAUGACACAAACUGCAGAUUCUACAACAACAUUUACUCUGACUGUAGAUGCCUCACAUCAGGGCCAGUACACCUGUGUCUAUUCAUACAGGGAAAGUACCUCCAUAUCAUCCAGGAGCAACUCCAUUAACAUCACUGUAGUAAACUUACAGCAGCCCAACAUCUCCUUCACUGCCACUGGUGGAUGGUUCCACUGGGGGCCUAACGGACCAGAAGUGACUAUUGGCUACGGAUUCUCCGUCAUUUGCUCCAUUAAAGCUCAGUAUCCAGGAGGUUCCUUUCACUUGGCGAUCAGCGGAUCCAACAUCACCAGGACUCAGUCAGCUGUUAAUCACUCAGCUGUCUUCCUUUUUCCUAAGGCAGAUUGUGUCCAUCAGGGAAACUACAACUGUACUUAUGAAGUUAACGUGUCUUCACGUACCUUUACUUCCACCAAACUGCUGGCCAUCACUGUGAAAGGCUGUUAUGAGAUCAGAGUGGUGAAUGGGCCGAGGAGCUGUUGCGGUCGAGUGGAGAUCCAGCACAGAGCCCAGUGGGGAACAGUGUGUGAUGAUGAUUGGGACUUAAAGGAUGCAGAGGUGGUGUGUAGACAGCUUGGAUGUGGUAAAGCCGUCAGCGCUCCUCAAAGUGCCCACUUUGGCGAGGGAAGUGAACCAACCUGGCUGGAUAAUGUGCAGUGUAAUGGAACUGAGAGCUACAUAGAUCAGUGCUCACACAAUGGAUUUGGAAUAGAGAACUGUGGACAUGGUGAAGAUGCUGGAGUUGUGUGCUCAAGCUGUUAUGAGAUCAGAGUGGUGAAUGGGCCGAGGAGCUGUUGCGGUCGAGUGGAGAUCCAGCACAGAGCCCAGUGGGGAACAGUGUGUGAUGAUGAUUGGGACUUAAAGGAUGCAGAGGUGGUGUGUAGACAGCUUGGAUGUGGUAAAGCCGUCAGCGCUCCUCAAAGUGCCCACUUUGGCGAGGGAAGUGAACCAACCUGGCUGGAUAAUGUGCAGUGUAAUGGAACUGAGAGCUACAUAGAUCAGUGCUCACACAAUGGAUUUGGAAUAGAGAACUGUGGACAUGGUGAAGAUGCUGGAGUUGUGUGCUCAAACUUGCAGGCUCCCACAUUGACUUGGAUCUCCCCAAACUCUGUGGUCUCACCUGGAGAAGUCCUUCAGCUCACAUGUACCACACCCGGCCCAACGUGCAUCUCUGUAGACUUCAGUUUGUAUAAAACUGGGACAUCAAUAAUGACACAAACUGCAGAUUCUACAACAACAUUUACUCUGACUGUAGAUGCCUCACAUCAGGGCCAGUACACCUGUGUCUAUUCAUACAGGGAAAGUACCUCCAUAUCAUCCAGGAGCAACUCCAUUAACAUCACUGUAGUAAACUUACAGCAGCCCAACAUCUCCUUCACUGCCACUGGUGGAUGGUUCCACUGGGGGCCUAACGGACCAGAAGUGACUAUUGGCUACGGAUUCUCCGUCAUUUGCUCCAUUAAAGCUCAGUAUCCAGGAGGUUCCUUUCACUUGGCGAUCAGCGGAUCCAACAUCACCAGGACUCAGUCAGCUGUUAAUCACUCAGCUGUCUUCCUUUUUCCUAAGGCAGAUUGUGUCCAUCAGGGAAACUACAACUGUACUUAUGAAGUUAACGUGUCUUCACGUACCUUUACUUCCACCAAACUGCUGGCCAUCACUGUGAAAGGCUGUAAUGAGAUCAGAGUGGUGAAUGGGGCGAGGAGCUGUUGCGGUCGAGUGGAGAUCCAGCACAGAGCCCAGUGGGGAACAGUGUGUGAUGAUGAUUGGGACUUAAAGGAUGCAGAGGUGGUGUGUAGACAGCUUGGAUGUGGUAAAGCCGUCAGCGCUCCUCAAAGUGCCCACUUUGGCGAGGGAAGUGAACCAACCUGGCUGGAUAAUGUGCAGUGUAAUGGAACUGAGAGCUACAUAGAUCAGUGCUCACACAAUGGAUUUGGAAUAGAGAACUGUGGACAUGGUGAAGAUGCUGGAGUUGUGUGCUCAAACUUGCAGGCUCCCACAUUGACUUGGAUCUCCCCAAACUCUGUGGUCUCACCUGGAGAAGUCCUUCAGCUCACAUGUACCACACCCGGCCCAACGUGCAUCUCUGUAGACUUCAGUUUGUAUAAAACUGGGACAUCAAUAAUGACACAAACUGCAGAUUCUACAACAACAUUUACUCUGACUGUAGAUGCCUCACAUCAGGGCCAGUACACCUGUGUCUAUUCAUACAGGGAAAGUACCUCCAUAUCAUCCAGGAGCAACUCCAUUAACAUCACUGUAGUAAACUUACAGCAGCCCAACAUCUCCUUCACUGCCACUGGUGGAUGGUUCCACUGGGGGCCUAACGGACCAGAAGUGACUAUUGGCUACGGAUUCUCCGUCAUUUGCUCCAUUAAAGCUCAGUAUCCAGGAGGUUCCUUUCACUUGGCGAUCAGCGGAUCCAACAUCACCAGGACUCAGUCAGCUGUUAAUCACUCAGCUGUCUUCCUUUUUCCUAAGGCAGAUUGUGUCCAUCAGGGAAACUACAACUGUACUUAUGAAGUUAACGUGUCUUCACGUACCUUUACUUCCACCAAACUGCUGGCCAUCACUGUGAAAGGCUGUUAUGAGAUCAGAGUGGUGAAUGGGCCGAGGAGCUGUUGCGGUCGAGUGGAGAUCCAGCACAGAGCCCAGUGGGGAACAGUGUGUGAUGAUGAUUGGGACUUAAAGGAUGCAGAGGUGGUGUGUAGACAGCUUGGAUGUGGUAAAGCCGUCAGCGCUCCUCAAAGUGCCCACUUUGGCGAGGGAAGUGAACCAACCUGGCUGGAUAAUGUGCAGUGUAAUGGAACUGAGAGCUACAUAGAUCAGUGCUCACACAAUGGAUUUGGAAUAGAGAACUGUGGACAUGGUGAAGAUGCUGGAGUUGUGUGCUCAAGCUCCCACAUUGACUUGGAUCUCCCCAAACUCUGUGGUCUCACCUGGAGAAGUCCUUCAGCUCACAUGUACCACACCCGGCCCAACGUGCAUCUCUGUAGACUUCAGUUUGUAUAA
Molecule: messenger RNA, 6216 nt
Organism: Pangasianodon hypophthalmus (striped catfish)
Lineage: Eukaryota; Metazoa; Chordata; Actinopteri; Siluriformes; Pangasiidae
Product: deleted in malignant brain tumors 1 protein-like
Exons: 21
Cellular component (GO): membrane
Source: RefSeq, a predicted model, not a curated record